Messenger RNA from Chlorella variabilis, 474 nucleotides. RefSeq lists its product as hypothetical. Lineage: Eukaryota; Viridiplantae; Chlorophyta; Trebouxiophyceae; Chlorellales; Chlorellaceae. Gene Ontology annotation, biological process: COP9 signalosome assembly; protein deneddylation. The transcript is spliced from 4 exons. The record is from RefSeq and is a predicted model, not a curated record. Gene Ontology annotation, cellular component: COP9 signalosome. The annotation marks the transcript as partial.
GAGCAAUGGCCCCACGCGCUGCACCUGCUGGCGCACAUCUAUGCCGCCAACCUAGAGGAUGCCCGGUUCCUGUACAAGCGCACGCCGGACAACAUCAAGCAGGGCAGCCCGGAGCUGCAGGCGGCGUUUGGGCUGCUGCAGCGGAUGUGGGUCAAAGACUAUCAGCAUGUGUGGACCGCGCUGCAGUUUGGCUGGAGCCCGCAGGCGCAGCCGCUGGUGGCGGCGAUAGCGGAGAAGAGGCGGGGGCAGAUGGUGGAGCUGGUGGGGCGAGCCUACGCCAACAUCAGCCUGGGCAAGCUGGCGGCGCUGCUGGGGUGCGGCGAGGCCGAGGCGGCGCAGGCGGCGGCGAGCAAGGGCUGGGAGGUUGCGGACGGGGUGGUGGAGGUGAAGCAGGCGGCGCCGACGGUGCGGGCGGGGGAGGCCGUCGCACAGCGCAGCCUGCAGCGACUGACCGAGUAUGUGGUUCAUCUAGAG